Messenger RNA from Oxyura jamaicensis (ruddy duck), 4076 nucleotides. It is a transcript of the gene ACER2, whose product is annotated as alkaline ceramidase 2. Gene Ontology annotation, biological process: ceramide metabolic process. The transcript is spliced from 6 exons. Lineage: Eukaryota; Metazoa; Chordata; Aves; Anseriformes; Anatidae. Gene Ontology annotation, molecular function: hydrolase activity, acting on carbon-nitrogen (but not peptide) bonds, in linear amides. Bases 88 to 915 code for a protein of 275 amino acids. The record is from RefSeq and is a predicted model, not a curated record. Gene Ontology annotation, cellular component: membrane.
AGGAGGAGGAGGAGGAGGAGAUAAAGCAGCAGGAGACGGAGGAGGAGGAGGAGCAGGAGCCGCCUCGCCGUGCGGCGGCGGGGAGCCAUGGGCACGCUGUUGUGGUGGGACCAGCUGCGGGCCGGCAGCUCGGAGGUGGACUGGUGCGAGGACAACUACACCAUCGUGCCCGCCAUCGCCGAGUUCUACAACACGAUAAGCAACGUGUUGUUUUUUGUUUUACCACCCAUAUGUAUGUGCUUAUUCCGUCAAUAUGCAACCUGCUUCAACAGUGGAAUAUAUUUAAUAUGGACUCUGCUAGUUGUGGUCGGAAUUGGAUCUGUUUACUUUCAUGCCACUCUCAGUUUCCUGGGCCAGAUGCUGGAUGAGCUAGCUAUUCUGUGGGUGCUGAUGUGUGCUCUUGCCAUGUGGUUCCCUAGGAGAUACCUACCAAGAGUUUUUCGGAAUGACAGGAGCAGGUUUAAAGCUGCUGUGGGUGUCCUGUCUGGAGUUACUACCUGCCUUGCCUUCAUUAAGCCUUCCAUCAACAACAUCUCAUUAAUGACUCUGGGUGUUCCCUGCACAGCUUUGCUCAUUGCUGAGCUGAAGAGGUGUGAAAACCUGCGUGUGUACAAACUGGGUCUGUUUUCAGGUCUUUGGUGGAUGCUAGCACUUUUCUGCUGGAUCAGUGACAAAGCUUUUUGUGAGAUCUGGUCCUCAUUUAACUUUCCCUAUUUACACUGUGUAUGGCACAUUUUGAUUUGCCUUGCGGCGUACCUAGGCUGUGUCUGUUUCGCGUACUUUGACGCUGCCUCUGAGAUCCCUGAGCAGGGCCCUGUCAUAAAGUUCUGGCCCAGUGAGAGAUGGGCAUUCAUCGGCGUUCCCUACGUCACCCUCCUCUGCGCGCACAAGAAGUCACCUGUGAAGAUCACAUGAAGUUAGCCACGGAAUGGGAUGGAUUUUCAACUUAUAUUCCAGCACAGACAGUAUCUAAAUAAUGAUAAAUGAAUAGGGUUGUAUUUUAUCCUCUUGUUCAGAUAUGCAGCACUUCCAGGUGUCAUAGAAGCAUGUGGCAAGUGUGUUCUUUCCCCUCUUUCUGGAGAGGAGAGAGAUGGCAGGAAGUUGGAGGCUCUUGAACACUAAAGUAACAACCGUCUUCUCUGGUGACUCUAUUUUGCACUUUGUUUUCAAUGUAGCAUUUCACUUGACAGAAGUUAUUUCCAAAUAUCAGGGUCAAGAAAUAGUGUUUCGAUGUUUCUGCAGUAGGUCACUUCCGGUGCUUGAUUUACUUUGGUUAACUCUUGGCUUGAGGCCUUCCUUGUAAAAGAAGUUUGUCUAAGAUGCCUACGUGCCAUCUUUGUGUUCUUCUCAGCUCUCGUUUGGAUGUACUUGCACACGACCACAAGAGUGUGCUCAGAGCACAUGUUCCUCCCAGCCAGGAGGAUAAGACAGGGAGGCUGGAUGUGCAUCAAUCUGAAUCACAGAGCAUGUGGCUGUUUCCCUAAGUUCAGCAGGAGACCUGUGCAAAGUGGUUAUCACUGGAUAUCCGGAUCAGUGCAGCUAGGCAGUGUAAAAGUGGAAACAGCUGACAGAAUAUUCAGUUCCCAAAACUACAUGGGAAUUCAGGGGGUUUUAAAGUUUCUGUAUUUCCACUGAUCUGUGGAUAUUUAUAUACUGCAUAUUUUCUUCUUACAGGAAUGUAAUGGAAAUCCCUUUCUACCUCUGCAGACACGUUUGGUCUUCAAUUUGUUGUUGAAGCUCACACAGAAGUGUGAGGAUUAACUUCAGUCAGAGCACAGGUCAGCAAGGACUGACAGUGUGGUUAAAUUACUAAGAUUCCUAUGUACCUAGCUAUAUGUCUAAUUUGAGAGUUAACUUCUCACCAAAGUUUUGCAAAGUGACAUGAACAUAGUCCUGUGCUCUGCUAGUUAUGUUUAGGGAAAAGUAGAUCAUGCAGAUAACUUCUUAAAAACAAAGAUGAAAUUAGAUUGGAAUAAUUGAUUAAAUGUGACAUUCAGUCUUGCAUUCCUACAAAGGAAUAGUAGAUCUGGGUUUUCUGUUUGUUUUCAGCUUGUUUUGUAAAGAUAAGGGAUGUUUAGAUCCAGUUUUAAGAUUGUACUUUGGGACUGAGGUUCAGGAAUUGCUAUGGUUCUUGCAGGCUAUUAACACUAGGUCUGAUAACAAAAUGGUGCAAAGUGAAGGCAUGCCUUUUUUUUUUUUUUUUUUUUUUUUAUCUUAGGAGCUGUAGCUGGAACAGCUGCAGUCUUAGGGAACAUGGGGUCUGCUUACAUUCCACCAAAUAUCAGAACAGUAAGCAGGUUAAGGAUUUGGAUGUACAUCUUUAGUAAAGUGCUAUUUCUUUUUUGAGCACUAGACCAGGAAAUAUUUCCUCUGUGCUUUGCUACUAAGUCUUGUGUACUUAUUUUUUUUCUCAGUGUGAAAACAUACUGUAUACAGCAUCAUCUUUAGGAAAAUGGCUUUUAUCAAGAACUUUGGGGUCAAUUAGCCUUUCAAGCAUUGUGAAAACUUUCAGAUAACUUUUGUAUUCAAAUUUAUGCACAGAGAACAAGAGCUGAGGUGUAUGCUGUUACACUUAAAGCCAAGUUGUUAGUAGGAGAUGACUUUGUGAGAACUUCAAAGCGGGUAAGUAGCCUACUCUCCGAUUGAUUAAUGUAGAUGGAUCACAAAAGCAGUCAAAUCUGUUUACUUCACUGGAACAAUGAACAUUUAUACCACUUGCUAGUAGAGUUGUCUGGGAGAAAUGUGUUUUUUGAACACACAUUUUUUGUAUGAAACAAACUUUGUAACAAUUCACACAGUAAUGUUUGCUACUCAUUGAAAGACAGCUGCUUUUUUCCUUUUUUCUUCCUCUCUCUGUAAAUAUGAAAUGCUCAGUUUCAAACACUUCUCAGGUAUUAAUCUUAAGAUGAGAACCUUAUACAGAUAGGCUUACUGGCUGGAACCCAGUUAAGGUUGCUGUUGCAUGACACGGCCCUACUUUGAGUAAGAUUUCUGCAAUAUUGUUUAUUAAAUUAUUAUGUUACAAUAAAUAAGUUAUUUUCAGUAUUGUUUGGGGAAUUAGUAACUGCAGAUAUAUGUACUGUUCAAAAUGACUAGAGCCUUUCUACUUAAUAUUUUACCUGAAGGAAAACUGACUUAAAGGGUUCUAAUCCACCUGCUAACAACUGCAGUUUUCUGCCCUUUAUAGUCUUACUGCUCACAAAGAAGUGAUUUUAUAACUUAAUAAAUGGCAGUAGCGCAUUCAGCUACUGCAGAAGUGAAUGUAUGCAAGUACAGGACAAGAAUCAUCUCCUGCAUACUUAUUGACUAAUCUCUAACCCUCUCAUAGAGAUUCUGUUAAACAUCUCUAUCUGUUAUACAGAACUCCACUGUAGAACUGAUUGGGAGUAUUCUUGUUGUAACAGCAGUCCAGCAUUUUUAGAUACAGUUAUUGCACUUUACCGUAAGUUAAUAUUAACUUAAAUGUUCUGGCAAAAGCCACCUUUAUUUCUGAAAAGAAAAAAACAUGCAAUUUUUACCAGAUUCGCAGCUUUACAGAUUAUAUUUCGGAAUAAGGCUCCAAUUCAGGAUAAACAUCAGUACCCAAAGAAAUAUGUGAUUGGCACACUAAGGGUUUGUGCACUGCCCUGACCAUACAGAUGAAUAGGCAAGUGCACAAGUAGCCAUAUUAUACUGGAGUAUGAAGUGAUGGAUCUGCACCCUCGGUUUUUAAAAUCCUGGAAUGCUUUCUUCCAUUGGUGGCAGGAAGUGACUGGGUUCCUGGAUCAUAGGUUCAAUUAGUAUUUUAGGUUAGCUAGUGGGAUGCAGUAAUGUGUUGGGCAUAAUGUAGGUUCUUUAUAUCGGUGUGUGAUAUCCGUCAUUCCUUGAAUGUUAAGCUUUAAGAGUAUUUAAGAAAGGACAUUUAGCUCUCGGUGAUGGCAAACACUUGCCCAAUUCACGGUUACUAAAAAUACAGUAAAUAGUAUGUAAGGGGUUGUUUUAUUUUGUUUUGUUUUCCGUCUUAGUUGAAAUCUGUAUACUAAAUAUUUGUGGAAAGCAUGUAAUACUUUGCAACAUUAAAUCAUAUUCAGAACAAA